GCGCUAGAGAAAGCACUAGCAUGGUCGUAUGCAAAUGGGCGAGUGGGGGCGGGCGAAUACAAGGACCGUGCACGGAAACGUCCGGACGGCGUCGCGUCAUUGCAAUCACACCCCCUCCAUACAAAAUCCUUCCCAACACCGACAGCGCAACCACCGCCACCACCACCACCAUGCGCUCCCGCCGAUGACGCCGCCCCAACCCCUCCUCCUCCUCCUCACCCACCACCACUUCGCCGCCGCCGCCGCCGCCGGGCUCCUCCUCGACCCCGCCCCAGCCCCCACCUCCCACUCCCGCAAGCGCUCGCGCGUCGACACCGACAGCGACGGCCCUGUCCCUGCCGUCGUCCCGCCUCCGCCUCCUCCCUUGCCGCCGCUGCCGCUGCCGCCGACGAGCCCCGACCACUACCCGCUCGCGUUCCGCGUCUCCGCGCCCACCUUCCACUACCUCUCGGGCCUCCUCGACCCGCUCCUCUCCCACCCCUUCCUCCCGCCCGCGACGCUCCUCGCCCUCGCCCUCGCGCGCCUCGCCUCGGGCCUCCCUUACCCGGCCCUCGCGCGCCUCUUCCGCGUGCCGGCCUCCGCCCCGCGCGCCGCCUCCCGCCGCCUCCGCCGCGUCCUCCUCGCCAACUUCCGCUUCUGGCUCGCCUUCCCCUCCUCCGACCCCACCUCCUCCUCCUCCUCCUCGCCGCUCCCCUCCUGCCGCGGCGCGCUCGCCUGCGCGCGCUUCAACGGCCCCGGCGGGCCCCUAUCCGCGCAGCUCGUGGCCGGCGCCUCCUCCCGCAUCCUCUCCCUCGCCGCAGGCUUCCGCGGCGACCGUCCUGACCUCGAGGUCCUCCGGCUGUCGUCUCUGUACCAGGAGCUGGAGCAAGGCAGGGUGCUCGACCCCACGCAGUAUCUCGUUGGCGAUGGAGGCGGGUACCCGCUGCUGCCCUGGCUCAUGGUGCCGUUCCAGGGUCCUGCGGUGCCAGGCUCCCCGGAGGCGGGGUUCAACGCCGCGCACAGGGCAAUGUGCCGGCCGGUGAGGCGCGCUGCCCGGAGCCUGAUGGGGUGGGGAGCCAUCGUGCGGCUCCACGAGGAGGAGAGUCCGCGUGCUGCCGUGGCGUGCAUCGGGACGUGCGCGAUGCUUCACAACGUGCUGCUGGCCAGGGAGGAUUACUCUGCGUUGGCACCGGAGGAGGACGAUGAAACAGAGAGUGAUUUGGGGGCAAUGCGAAGCCGGGGAGAUGGCGCUGCAGUGGAAGGGUUGAAGAUUGAUGAGCGGGCCGCAGUGUUGCGGAGCUCAUUGGCAGCAAUGAUGAUGAGUGGCCGGCGAAUGCCUUCCUAGAACUGGUGAUUGUUUGUUUAACAGCUGCUGUCAUUGUCCAUUCUUUUGGAUCAUACUAUAGUUUAUAGUGGUGAGUAUUUUUUUACAUUCGGUUCUUUAGUUUUGUUGCCUUCUCAAUAAAUCAAGUAAAUAAAAUGAUUACAGAUUGAUCCAACUACUAAUGUUGACAUAUUCGUGUUAUAUUCGA
Messenger RNA from Brachypodium distachyon (stiff brome), 1511 nucleotides. Its product is annotated as protein ALP1-like. NCBI's taxonomy places the organism in Eukaryota, Viridiplantae, Streptophyta, Magnoliopsida, Poales, Poaceae. The coding region runs from base 29 to 1324 and encodes 431 amino acids. The transcript has a single exon. The record is from RefSeq and is a predicted model, not a curated record.